GAAGGCUGGCUCGGUUGCGUGGCGGGACUCAUUCGGGCCCGGGCUGUGGAGGCGGCGGCGGGAGAAGGAAGAUGGCGCUGACUCAGGGGACCAAGCGGAAAGUCUGCUACUAUUAUGACGGGGACAUUGGAAACUACUAUUACGGCCAAGGCCACCCCAUGAAGCCCCACAGGAUUAGGAUGACCCACAACCUCCUCCUGAACUACGGCCUUUAUAGGAAAAUGGAGAUCUAUAGACCCUACAAAGCCAGUGCUGAAGAAAUGACCAAAUACCACAGCGACGACUACAUCAAAUUCCUGCGCUCAAUUCGCCCAGACAAUAUGUCCGAAUACAGCAAGCAGAUGCAGCGAUUCAACGUCGGAGAGGAUUGUCCUGUCUUUGACGGCUUGUUUGAGUUUUGUCAGCUUUCUACAGGAGGCUCAGUUGCCAGUGCAGUGAAACUGAACAAACAGCAGACGGACAUUGCGGUCAACUGGGCAGGAGGCUUGCAUCACGCCAAGAAAUCGGAGGCCUCGGGCUUCUGCUACGUCAACGACAUUGUCUUGGCCAUCUUGGAGUUGCUCAAGUACCACCAGAGAGUGCUGUAUGUGGACAUUGACAUCCACCACGGUGACGGUGUGGAGGAGGCGUUCUACACCACAGACCGCGUGAUGACAGCGUCCUUCCAUAAAUACGGCGAAUACUUCCCUGGAACAGGGGACCUGCGGGACAUUGGUGCAGGCAAAGGGAAGUACUAUGCCGUCAAUUACCCUCUCAGGGACGGGAUUGAUGAUGAGUCCUACGAAGCCAUCUUCAAGCCGGUGAUGUCCAAAGUCAUGGAGACGUUCCAGCCGAGCGCAGUGGUCUUGCAGUGUGGUUCCGACUCCUUGUCGGGGGAUAGAUUGGGCUGCUUCAAUCUGACCAUUAAAGGUCAUGCCAAGUGUGUAGAGUUCAUAAAAAGCUUUAACCUGCCGAUGCUGAUGCUGGGAGGUGGCGGCUACACCAUCCGCAAUGUGGCCCGGUGCUGGACGUACGAGACCGCCGUGGCCCUGAACACGGAGAUCCCAAAUGAGCUUCCUUACAACGAUUACUUUGAAUACUUUGGCCCAGACUUCAAACUCCACAUCAGCCCUUCCAACAUGACAAAUCAAAACACCAACGAGUAUCUGGAGAAAAUUAAGCAGCGUCUCUUUGAGAACCUGAGGAUGCUUCCUCACGCUCCGGGGGUCCAGAUGCAACCCAUUCCAGAAGAUGCUGUGCCAGAAGAUAGUGCGGAUGAAGAGGAAGAAGAUCCCGACAAGCGGAUUUCCAUCCGCUCCUCGGAUAAGAGGAUUGCGUGUGAUGAAGAAUUCUCUGAUUCCGAGGACGAGGGCGAAGGCGGGCGCAAGAAUGUGGCCAACUUCAAGAAGGCCAAGCGUGCAAAGACUGAGGAGGAAGAGAAAGAGGAGGAGAAGAAAGAAGUCAAGGAAGAAGAUAAAGCAAAAGAAGAAACAGUGGAGCCCAAAGGCAGCAGCAUCAAGGAGGAGACAAAGUCAACCUAGAAGGCCACCCUUUGGCCACCCAACCCUCCCCGAACGUUGACUUCGCUCUCUCUGCCUCCCUUCCUCAUGUCCUGAGAGUUCUAUUUUGUACUUUUCUGUAAAUAUUUCUAUAUAAAUAUAUUGGAGGCAGUGGGACCAGGCGGGAUCCCUCUGGGACGGUUCGGAGGGACGUCCUUCCAGCGGCCAUUGCUUUUUUUUAAAAAAAAGAAAAAAGUUAUUUUAAACCGUCUCCUUUUCCCUUCCUCUUCUUUUCCAAGGACUCCCGUUCCCUCAGGACACUCUCUAUGGGGCUUUUGCCUGCUUUUUCCUUAGUCUUCCUGAGGUAUGGAUACAGCCAUAAAACUUUGGGGAAAAUAUGUGGGUUUUUAGGGUUUUGGGGGGAGGGGGAGAAUAGAAUUGAAAGUUGUGCACCUAUGAGAGGAUUCACCUUGUUUACAAUUAGUCGGCCUCCUAAAAUGCAGCCGACUAAUAGCACGAUCAACGUUUUCGGAUCCGCACUAUGCAGUUACAGCAUUUGGGCACCACUUCCUAACUUGCACAGAAAUCCUACAAUUUGAUCUAACUUGAGAGGCGCAGAUUUCUUUGUUGGAGAGUACUAAUAUCACAAAACCCUGGAUCUUAUAGACAGUUAAAGUGGGAUGAAAGUGCCACAGCUGUGCAGUUUGAACAAGAUUGAGUGCUCAUCAAUGUGAAAUCUGUCCACAGUUGCAUCCAGAGCUUCCCAAACACUGGGGUUUUGGAGUUCAAUCCCCAGAAUCCUCAAUCACUGGACAAAGCAAUAGAGGCUGCUGGGAGUUAAAGUCCAAAAAGCUAUAGAACUAGAGUUGGGAAACAAUGAUUCCCAGAUUGUGGACUUCAACCCCCAGAAGCCUCAGCGAGUAACCAUAGGGGACAUUAUGGGGGGUGGGAGACCCAGUAUAGCCAUGUCUUUUUUUGGGAGUGGGGAUGGUGGGUUUUGGGGGUAAAAAGGCCUUUUAUUUUUGUAAUUCUCUCAGUCUUUGCCGUUUUCUAUUCUCUCCAAUGCAAGUUCCAGAUGGUUCUUCCUUGUUCCCUUUGAUACUAGUCUUGGUGAUGGAUCAUUGCAUUUGUGUGGUUUUUGGGGGGGGGGUGGGGAGAUAUAUAUAUUGUGGUGUUUGUUUUUUUAAAAAAUGCAACAAAAAGAUGGACUUUUAUUUUUGUUGGUUUUUUUGGAAAGGAAAAUCUUUGUAAUAAAAUGGGUCUGUUUCUCGGU
Messenger RNA from Anolis sagrei ordinatus, 2751 nucleotides. The record is from RefSeq and is a predicted model, not a curated record. Lineage: Eukaryota; Metazoa; Chordata; Lepidosauria; Squamata; Anolidae.